AUGACGCUCUUCACCGACGCAAAGAUCACGGGGGAUUGUACCACAUCUACCUUGGAGGCACCAAGCGCAUGCGUGUGCCGGAAUCGGUGCUUCGUGGACACGCAGUGCCUGGCGGUGUCCAUCACUCAGGCGGCCUCCGUGUCCAAGUGUCACUUCAGCAGCAGCGCCUCGGUGCUCACCACCGUACUCAUCACAAACCCAGCAUUCAUCACUUUCACGAAGAAAAGAGAUGCGUGUAUGCCAGGCUUUGAAGCUGUGGGCGGAUUCUGCUACUUUUUCUCUGCCGAUAAAGUCGACUUUACUACGGCUAAAAGUUCGUGCCCAUCGGGCAGCGUGCUCGCCUAUCCAUCCUCUGCUACCCAAAUGGCUGAUCUCGUGGCUUACCUCAAAUGCAACAAGUCUGGAAUGAGCGACUGGUGGGUCGAUUUGACUCUGAAUGCGGGGAAGUGGCUCUGGAGUGACGGAACGGCAACCACUGGAGCAAAUUUGGGAAACUCUGAUGAUGGAGCAUGCGCCAGACUCUAUGCUAACUACGAGCUAAAUGACAAACCGUGCUCGAACACUUUCCGUUUCAUUUGCCAGUACAAGGUGUGA
This is a messenger RNA of Hyalella azteca, 594 nucleotides long. RefSeq names its product C-type lectin lectoxin-Enh4-like. The record is from RefSeq and is a predicted model, not a curated record. NCBI's taxonomy places the organism in Eukaryota, Metazoa, Arthropoda, Malacostraca, Amphipoda, Hyalellidae. The transcript is spliced from 4 exons. Bases 1 to 594 code for a protein of 197 amino acids.